AUGGAUUUAUCUUCAGCUACCACGGAAAUAUCCUUGGAGCUGGAAAAUCCAGAAGUGGUUAUUAAGUCCAUUCCAGGUGAUACAUGGGUCGAUAAGCUGCGAAAUUCAUUCACAGAAGCUGAUUUAAACCAUGAUAAUCAGCUUUCUUUUUCUGAAUGGAUGCAAAGCAGAAUCAGAUAUCUUUUGUCACAAGAACCAUUAUCAGAUACAGAUUUUGCAGCCUUCUUUCGCCAAAUCGAUACAGAUGGAAAUGACGUAAUAUCUUGGCUUGAAUUACUGGAAGAAGUCAUGUGCCAGCAAAAAUCAAAGACAGAAACAUCGUUUAACAAGUACAUUAUGAUAGAUAACGAAGCCCCAAACUCUACAGUUGUUCAUCAGUAUCCAAUUGCCCAGACAAUCAUCAAAAUGGUAUUUCUUCCGUACGACGACCAAAUAGUCAUGCUUACAGAGAGUGCCCUACAGUUCUGGGACAUAAAUACAUGUCAAAGAGCGAAAAUUUUCACAGAUAACUGUAUCUUCGUUGAUUUCGAUUAUAUCAAGAUGAUGGGCAUAAUAGUCAUAGCCAGAAACGACAGAAAAAUCAUAUUCUACGAUAUAAGGAAAGCCCAAAAAACGAAUAUUAUUUUAUCUCCUUGUUUAGACAGCUCAAUCAUCCCUGGACUGUCGGCAUACGAGAGCAAAGUCACUCUAAAAGAGCUCAAACAGACAAAAAUCCCUCCAUUGUACAAUUCUCCCUCUGCUGUUUGUUCAAUUCCAGAAUUCAAAGGAUUUUUGGUCGGAAACGAUACAGGACAAGUUGAAGCGUUUGAGUUUACACUUUCUACAUCAGCUAUUUUGGAUUUUGGCUGUCAGAGAAUUGCGAAAAUCAAAAUUCACACGAAAAACAUUACUAGGAUCACUUACAGCAAAGCUAUGGACACGUAUGUGUCUUCAUCGUAUGACGGAAGCAUUUCUUUGUUCUCUUUCAAUCCGAAACAAAGAGAUUUUAAUUUGAAGCAAUUAAUCAAGGAUCCGAAAGGAUUUCCGAUAAAUACGUUCGUAAUUGAUGAUAGGACAAGCGAAAUCAUCUACGCAACGCCGACUCAUUACAUCGGAGCCUUUCAUGCCUUCCAACCUUAUAUCCACAUCACGGAGACGCCAUCUCAGCUUGUUUCCUCGAUGUGCGUGAUCAGUACUCACUUCUCGUCGUUUUUGUUUACGAUUUCUGUGAAUAAUUUCGUAAGUGUUUACGCAACUCCCACAUUUGAGCUGAUAACCUCAUAUUUCCUUGAAAAGCACCAUCAGAAAUGUCCACCGACAUCAUCCUUGUACAUCGGAGGCCGUAUUUUCAUGGGUGGAGCGUAUUUAUCUCGAUGGGCCUGCCAAACAAGCGACAGCGGAACAUUUAAGCCACACAGCGACAUCAUUACAGGUCUAAGCGUAAGCCAGACCCUCCAAAACGUCAUCUCCUGCGACGCAAGAGGCACAGUAAUGUUCUGGUCCUUCCAUUCAGGUUCCAAGGCUCUCAAUUUUGAAUGUGGCUCAGAAAAAGGAAACGUGACAGUUAUGGUCACCGACCAAAAUGCACGCAGAUUGAUAUUUGGGUUCAGUAAUGGCCAACUUAAAACCGCUUCCAUUACAACCGGUUCAAUUUUGUAUGACACGACGAUAAAAAAUUGUGGGUCGAUUUCAUUUAUUAUCCAAGGACCUUUAAACAACAUCAAAUAUAUUGUUUGCGAGUGUGGACGUGGUCAAAUUGUCUUGUUUGAAGAUCUUCCCGGAAAUAAGAUGAAAUUAGUCAGAAUCAUCAAUGCCCACACCGAGCAGAUAUCAUCUGUCAUCAUGAUCAAGUCGACUCUCAUCCUUUCCCUCGGCAGCGACAAAGAAAUGUUCUCAUGGACUCCGAAAUCCGUUGUUCCUCACGUGAAAUACGUCGUUGACUCCCCUACAUGUGCAUGCGACCUCGAACUGAGUGAGGAUUCCUUUGUUGUCGGUGACAUAAAGGGAAAUAUCCACUUUUAUAACAUAUCUUCACCGAAUUGUAUCAAAACUAUUGUUCCUUUCACUUGCAAGAGGCGGUUCUCCAUCACAUGCAUCACCUCCGAUGACAACAAAGUCGCUGUUGGCAAUUCUGGAGGUUAUAUUUCCUUAUUAAAGCUGAAAAACGACACGAUCAGUACUUUGUUCGAACACAGAUGUAAUGUUGAGAGUGUUCUUUACCUCAGCAUCUCCAGGAAGUACAGAACAGUCAUUACAAGCGGUGAUGAACAGGAUAUAAAGUUAUUCUCAUUCGACGGACCGUUUAUUGGACAAAUCGGGUUCAACAGGCACUUCGACGUGAGUGAUUCCAAAUCGUGGGCAGAGAAUUGUCCGCUGGAAUUCGAUCCUGAUGAUUUUGUCGAAAAAAAUCCAGAAAAUUCAGAAAAUUCCGAAGAAAAAGAAACAAAAACUGAUGAAGAAAUGAUCAGUGAAGAGACAAAAGCUGUUGUUGAAGACAGCGAUGAUGACUACCAGCCAGUUACUUUCUCUGCAAUUAAUUUCGGAGAGAUGACUUCUGUUUUGGAUUCAAUCGACGAAGUCUACAAAUCAGGGAAUGACGCAGCGAACUUCGCGAGGAAGUCCCUCAGAAUAGAGAAGAAAGAUGAAGAAAAGAGAUCAUCAAGUCUGAUGACAUUCGACUCUUUCUUCUCUGAUAACCACGCUGAGUCAAACUACCACAGAAUUGAGGCUUUGAUGGGAAAGAAACAGAACAUUCCUAAAUUUCUCUCUCCGUCAAAGAAAAAGAAACUUCCUAUUUAA
This is a messenger RNA of Trichomonas vaginalis G3, 2778 nucleotides long. RefSeq names its product mRNA export factor and BUB3 family. Lineage: Eukaryota; Parabasalia; Trichomonadida; Trichomonadidae. The record is from RefSeq and is a predicted model, not a curated record. The coding region runs from base 1 to 2778 and encodes 925 amino acids. Gene Ontology annotation, molecular function: protein binding; calcium ion binding. The transcript has a single exon.